Molecule: messenger RNA, 1665 nt
Organism: Rotaria sp. Silwood2
Lineage: Eukaryota; Metazoa; Rotifera; Eurotatoria; Philodinida; Philodinidae
Source: the annotation of a GenBank genome assembly
AUGACAAGCAAUGUUGUCGAUCGUCUCAGUGUAAAAACGACAUUAUCAACAAUUAUUCCAAGUUUAUUGAACAAGACUACAAUAGAAAUAAGGUCGGAUGAUGGUUUGAUUGAUCCAUCGUAUGCUAUUACAAUUGCAACUACUUUAGCAUUUAUGGUUGGAAUUACUCAGUUACUUUUAUGUAUUUUUCAUCUUGGAUUCGUUACUUCUUUUCUUUCCGAUUCAUUUAUUAGCGGCUAUACAACUGGUACUGCUAUACUGGUAUUUACUUCUCAACUACCAGAUAUUCUUGGUUUAUCGCUUAAACGAUAUGUUGGACCAUUCAAUAUUAUUUAUACAUAUGCUGAAAUAUUUACUAAUCUUAAAAAUAUCAAUUUUGUUACAUUAAUUAUAUCUACGUGUUCAAUAAUAACUCUUGUUAUUGUUAAAGAAUAUCUUGAUCCAUUUUAUAAGAAAAAAAUUAAAAAAUUAAAACUUUUUCAAAAUAUACAAAUACCUAUUCCGAUUGAAUUGAUUAUCAUCAUUGUUGGUACAUUGGUUUCGUAUUUAUUUGAUUUAAAUGGUCGUUAUAAAGUUAAAAUUGUUAAUACAAUUGGUCGUGGUUUUCGUAAGCCACAAGGUCCAGCAUUAGUACUUGUGCCUAGUUUAAUUAAAGAUGCGAUUAUGAUUGCUAUUGUUGCAUUAGCUAUUAGCAUUUCAUUAGUAAAAACUUAUGCAAAAAAAUUUAAAUAUUUUGUUAAUUCUAAUCAAGAAUUAGUCGCUUAUGGAGCAUGUAAUAUAAUUGGCUCAUUUUUUGGGUCAUAUACAAGUGCUGCUUCUUUAUCUCGUACAAGUGUUUAUGUUAAUGCCGGUGGUCGAACACAGUUAGCUAAUCUAAUCUCAUGUGCCUCUCUACUGAUUAUUAUUCUAAACAUUGGAUCAUUAUUCGAAUCAUUACCUAAAGCAUGUUUAGCAUCAAUUAUUGUUAUUGCUAUAAAGGGUUUAUUAUUACAAACAAAAGAUAUUUAUACAAUUGGUCAUGUAACAAAACUUGAAGCAAUUGUUUGGAUUGUAACAUUUUUAAGCACUGUUAUACUUGAUGUUGAUUAUGGUCUAUUUUUUGGUGUUAUUGUAUCACUUGUUGUGGUUAUUCUUCGACAAUUUCGGCCUCGUACAACAAUUCUCGGUCAAUAUGAACGUAGUGAAGUAUAUAAAAAUGCAAAACGUUUUACAAAUGUUCAUGAAAUUCCUUACAUAAAAAUUUUUCGCUUUGAAUCACCAAUUAUAUAUUUUAAUGCAGAUUAUUUCCGUGAAAGUCUAUUAGAUACAGUUGGUAUUGAUUUAAAAACUGGUCAAAGACGAAAUAUUCAAUCUAAUCAAUCACAUGACUAUGAUGUUAAUAUUCGUAGUUUAACACAUGUUAUCAUUGAUUGUUCAUCAAUCAGUCAGCUUGAUUAUAGUGGUGGAAAAAUUUUUCUACAAACAAUAAAAGAACUUAAUGAUUGUCAAUACAAAGUUUAUUUGUGUCAUUUAAGAUAUUAUAAUUAUGAUGUAUUAGAGAAACUUGAAAUGAAUAAGAUAUGUUCAGUAAUUGUUACGGCUACUGUUCAUGAUGCUGUUCAUAAUAUUCAAGAUGAAUUAGUGGAAAACAAUGACCAAUUAUUAUUAGCAAAUGUAGAACUCUAA